CAGCGGCAGGGAGAUCUGCACACCCACUGGGUGGAGAAGGGGGCCAGCCAGCUGCAGGAAUUCAGCCUCAGGCUGGGGGCUGUCACCAAGGAGGAAUUUCCCCUCUUCGAAACAGACUGGGGACCCCUCCACCCCACCCCUUUCACUGUGCUUCUUAAAGGGAUCACACCGUUUUUCCUUUGACUCCAGGGAAGCCAGACUUGGGACGCUCAUGGAGACUUUGAAUCUUCCCCUCCUGCUUCCUUCCCAACUGGCAGCCUUCCUCUGGCUGGUUGAGUGGGGGCCUCCCAGGCAUGGCACUGACCAGCCGACCCAGUGCUGACUUGGCUCCUGGGCUCAUUCAGCCUCUGGUGGCAUCUUGCUUUCUCCCUCCUGGGGCACAGUGGUGAGUCAGGGGCACCCAGCCCUGAGUGUGCUUGGAGCACGUCGCUGGCACCCCUCAUCGCCCUCUCUCCCCCAAGCUGGAGGACGGUGAGGCUGUCAGGGGCUAUGAUGAGAUGAGUGGGGGCCGCUUUGACUUUGAUGAUGGCGGGGCAUACUGCGGGGGCUGGGAGGGGGGAAAGGCCCACGGACACGGACUGUGCACGGGCCCCAAGGGCCAGGGUGAAUACUCGGGCUCCUGGAACUUUGGCUUCGAAGUGGCCGGCGUCUACACCUGGCCCAGUGGGAACACCUUCGAGGGAUACUGGAGCCAGGGUAAACGGCAUGGACUGGGCAUAGAGACCAAGGGGCGCUGGCUCUACAAGGGCGAGUGGACACACGGCUUCAAGGGACGUUACGGAACUCGGCAGAGCAGCAGCAGCGGUGCCAAGUAUGAGGGCACCUGGAACAAUGGCCUGCAGGACGGCUAUGGCACUGAGACCUAUGCAGAUGGAGGUGAGCCCAGCCUGGGGCCGGCAGAGCUGGUAGGAGCCAGUGAGGAAGACUGGUGGAGGGUGGGAAGAGGGAGGGGCGAUGUGACACAGAAUCUGAAGAGCCAGGAUGUUCUUUGCUGUGUGGCGUUGGGCAAGCUGCCCUACCUCUCUCAGCAUCCAUUUCCUUGUUUGUAAGGGUGGGGCCGAUAACAGGGCCUUUGAGCAGUGUUUAGGACAAGACCUGCUGUAUAAAUACACACUCAACACACAUUCAGUAAAACCGAACUACUACUGGUUGCGUGCUAGGAUUACAAACAGCCAUGGAAUAUGCCCUGGCUUGUGCUCUAGAAGAAUUUGGGUCUAAUCUCAACUUCG
Molecule: messenger RNA, 1229 nt
Organism: Ailuropoda melanoleuca (giant panda)
Lineage: Eukaryota; Metazoa; Chordata; Mammalia; Carnivora; Ursidae
Product: junctophilin-2-like
Exons: 1
Coding region: 498-1049 (183 amino acids)
Cellular component (GO): plasma membrane; junctional membrane complex; endoplasmic reticulum membrane
Source: RefSeq, a predicted model, not a curated record